AUGGCCGGUCAAUCGAAGCCAACACUCUCGCCAUGGGGCAGUGCCGUUGCAGGUGCGACGGGCGCCGUCCUCGCGAACGCAAUGGUCUACCCGCUUGAUCUUGUGAAGACCAAACUUCAAGUACAGGUCAAGCAAAAAGAAGGAGCCGAGAAGAGCGACGACCUCGACCGCUAUGAAUCAACCGUCGAUGCUAUAAACAAGAUCGUGGAGAAGGAGGGUGUCAGUGGUCUGUACUCUGGUAUGGCUGGAGCCCUGCUUGGUGUCGCCUCUACAAACUUCGCAUACUUUUACUGGUAUAGCGUUGUAAGAACACUUUAUAUGGCCUCGGUCAAGUCCCCCAAGCCCCCCGGUACAGCGAUCGAGCUUUCCCUCGGUGCUGCUGCUGGUGCUGUCGCUCAGAUCUUCACCAUCCCGGUGGCUGUCAUCACAACCCGACAGCAGACACAGCCCAAGGGCGAGAAGAAGGGUCUGAUCGAGACUGGUCGCGAGGUGGUCGAGAGUGAGGACGGCUGGUCCGGCCUGUGGCGCGGUCUGAAGGCUAGCUUGAUCUUGGUCGUCAACCCUGCUAUCACAUAUGGGGCUUACCAGCGCCUGAAGGAGGUUAUCUUUCCAGGGAAAAAUAAUCUCAAGCCCUGGGAGGCAUUCCUCCUCGGUGCCAUGUCCAAGGCUUUGGCUACUAUCGCAACCCAGCCUUUAAUCGUCGCAAAGGUUGGUCUGCAGUCUCGCCCGCCACCAGAGCGCAAUGGCAAGCCCUUCAAGACCUUUGGUGAGGUCAUGAAGUUCAUUAUCGAUAAUGAGGGUGUCCUGUCCCUCUUCAAGGGAAUUGGACCCCAGAUCCUGAAGGGUCUUUUGGUCCAGGGUCUGCUCAUGAUGACCAAGGAGAGAAUGGAGCUUCUCUUCAUCGUCCUGUUUGCCUACCUCCAGAGAAUGAAGAAGGAGAAGCUGCAGAAGGCAGUUGAUACUGCCGCAUCAAAGGCUAAGACUAGCGUCCCCGCCACCCUGAAAUAA
Messenger RNA from Penicillium antarcticum, 1008 nucleotides. RefSeq names its product putative peroxisomal carrier protein. Gene Ontology annotation, biological process: transmembrane transport. The coding region runs from base 1 to 1008 and encodes 335 amino acids. The record is from RefSeq and is a predicted model, not a curated record. The transcript is spliced from 4 exons. Lineage: Eukaryota; Fungi; Ascomycota; Eurotiomycetes; Eurotiales; Aspergillaceae.